AUGGCUUUCAUGGCUACUUUGGUGUUUUCAGCCCUCGACACCGGCCGAGCCGCUCGUCGUCUCCUUCAAACCGCUCAGCCGAGCGUGCCAGGGUUGCCCUCGUUGCCGCCUCUACCGCCCUUCCCGACGGUACCGGGAAUGCCCUCUAUUCCUAAUCUCCCACAGCCUACGUUGCCAACUACUCAACCUUCUCUCCCUAAGAUGCCUCCUCUUCCUAGCUUCCCCGGUACCAUCCCGACCGGAGUGACAUUGCCUCCGCUCCCGACUCUACCGUCCUUCCCAACGACUUUCCCGUCGAUCCCUUUCCUCACACCGCCCCCGGCCGCUACCUCUUCACCUUGA
Cucurbita pepo subsp. pepo (vegetable marrow) is the source of this 342-nucleotide messenger RNA. RefSeq lists its product as uncharacterized. NCBI's taxonomy places the organism in Eukaryota, Viridiplantae, Streptophyta, Magnoliopsida, Cucurbitales, Cucurbitaceae. The record is from RefSeq and is a predicted model, not a curated record.